This is a messenger RNA of Drosophila erecta, 1663 nucleotides long. Its product is annotated as tRNA pseudouridine(38/39) synthase. The coding region runs from base 91 to 1584 and encodes 497 amino acids. Gene Ontology annotation, molecular function: pseudouridine synthase activity; RNA binding. Gene Ontology annotation, cellular component: cytoplasm; nucleus. The record is from RefSeq and is a predicted model, not a curated record. Gene Ontology annotation, biological process: mRNA pseudouridine synthesis; tRNA pseudouridine synthesis. Lineage: Eukaryota; Metazoa; Arthropoda; Insecta; Diptera; Drosophilidae. The transcript is spliced from 5 exons.
UGUGAUGCGCGCGCUUCGUCGCGAAUGGCAAAAGCCAAAUAGAAUUUCACGUGUUGCUUUUAAAUUGUUUAUUUUUUAUAUACCGCGAAAAUGAGUGCACCAAAUGACAAGAAAAUUGUGAUUAAUAAACGAUUAAAAGGCAUGCCCCGUGAGGCUCUGGAAAAACUGACCCAAACCGAGCUGAUCGACAAGGUUGUCCAAUUGGAGGCCUACAACUUUCAGUUGCGGAAUCUCCUGCAGAAAAAGUUAACCGAGCAAGAUAAUCUUGAGGAAUACUCUGCAGUAUUUGGUAACGAAGCGAAGGAUGGAGUUACCCAGGUGGCUAAGUCAUCCAGCAAAGUGCAGAAGCAACGUAAGUUCGAUUGGAGCAGUGCCCACAAGCGUCAUGUAUUGCUAAAGAUAACGUACUUCGGAUGGGAUUAUCAGGGAUUUGCCUGCCAGGAGGAUUCCAAUGACACUAUUGAAUCCAACUUGUUCCGCGCUCUAUCUCGCACCUGCCUCAUCGAUUCCCGCGCCAACUCCAAUUAUCACCGUUGUGGACGCACAGACAAGGAGGUUAGCGCCUUCUGCCAGGUGAUCUCCAUUGAUCUGCGCAGCAAACAUUCACCCGAAUUCCAGCUGGAUCCCACAGCGCUUUCCACCGAGAUCGACUACUGUGGACUUCUAAAUCGAGUGCUGCCCAAGAACAUCCAGUGCGUGGCUUGGAUGCCACUGCGAAGUCCGGUUUAUAGCGCUCGCUUUGACUGCGUUUCCCGUAGCUAUCGUUACUACUUUCCCAAGGGCGACUUGGAUAUUGGUGCCAUGAGUCAGGCCUGUGAUCUCCUAGAGCGUCACGCGGACUUCCGGAAUUUCUGCAAAAUGGACGUUCACAACGGGGUCACUAACUAUAUGAGAAACUUGCAGUCUGCCAGGGUGGUAGCUUGUGAUGAAAAUCAUACAAAUUCAGGCUACGACAUGUACUACCUGGAAAUUCAAGCAAAUGCUUUCCUCUGGCACCAAAUACGUUGCAUAAUGGCGGUGCUAUUGCUUGUUGGCCAGAAAAAGGAAAGCCCCACCGUAAUCAGUGAACUGCUUGAUGUGGAGUCCAAUCCAUGCAAGCCUCAAUACUCACCCGCCAUUGGAUUACCCCUAAAUCUAUUUCAUUGCGACUUUCGGGACCAGACAACUAGAAGUGUAAACCAACUAGGCAGCGGUGAUGCAAAUGAAGAGGCCAUGGAUACAGUCUCCGAGGAAACAGAUAACACAAAUGCUCCCGAACUUUUGGAGCGUGAUCUUACAACGUGGAUAUACAACGAGGAAAAUCUACAAAAGCUUAUUGAAAACACCCAGUGUGAGUGGGCGCAAUUUAGUGUUAAAAGCACCAUGAUACGUAAUGUUCUACAAGAACUGGAAGCCCUAUUAGAAGAGAACUUUAUGCCUAAAGAGAAGGUGCAGUCUCAAGUAAUCCUCUUGCAGGAUUCCGUCAAACCACGUCAAUAUCAGCCUCUUCUGGAACGCAAACGAUGUGAGAGUUUGGAGAACCGGAUAGAGCAUUUUGUAAAGAAGCAACGACUGAUUGUGAAGAAUGAAACGGAAAAAGAGUGAUUUAUUUUAAUAUAAUUUCAUUGAAACAAAACGUAUAUUGUUUUUCAGGUAAAUAUAUUAAGGUUGUAUGUAAAUAGAA